Molecule: messenger RNA, 282 nt
Organism: Sparassis crispa
Lineage: Eukaryota; Fungi; Basidiomycota; Agaricomycetes; Polyporales; Sparassidaceae
Exons: 1
Coding region: 1-282 (93 amino acids)
Source: RefSeq, a predicted model, not a curated record
AUGGACGAGGACACGUUCAUGCAUAGUUCUCAUGUUCCUUCCCAAGCUCACGCUGAGUUUUAUGCUACCCACGAAUACCAGUCCUCGGCGUUCCUGGACGCGGCCGAAGACGAGGCCCUCACCCCCCCGCUGCCCUCUCUCCAUGCAUUUGUUGUCUUCGAUACUGGACUCGUCAUAGUGGACGAGGAGGCCGUGUCAGAUAUUCUGAGCUCCCCAUUGCCGAUGGGAGUGCCGUACUACGACGAUGUCCUCCCUUGUUGGCGAUGGCGAGUCUUAUACUGA